Molecule: messenger RNA, 3005 nt
Organism: Cyanistes caeruleus (blue tit)
Lineage: Eukaryota; Metazoa; Chordata; Aves; Passeriformes; Paridae
Source: RefSeq, a predicted model, not a curated record
AAACACGCGCAACACCCAAGGGGAAGCCGGAGGGAGGGGGAGAGAUCAGUCAUUUCCUCGUGUUGUGGCUGCACCCCUCCGACUGUAAGCUGCGGGCUGUCAGUUUAGGUCAGAGCGACUCUCCCAAGAAGUCUUGUAGCGACAAAAACUACCUGCUCUGCACUUCAUUACUAGCUUCAGCCCAAAACCCGUCAAAACUUUUCCAAAGCCUCAAUUAAACUGUUUCCCUGCAACCUUCUCAUGCCCUCCCACUUUUCAGGCAAAGAGGAAGAUUUUGCCUUUCCCUAUGUCAGUAUUUUUCAGCUUCAUGAACUGUGGGAACGUUUUGAACUCCUUAGAAGGAAGGGAUCGGUGAAAGCAACUAGGACAAGCCAGACAGAAAAAAUUUUCCUAAGUAGGAUGCUGCUUUACUGCUGCUGUAGAAAUAGAAAAACUAAGUGACUACAAUAGGUUCACUAGAGGGAAAUAUAUCACACUGAAUUCAACAGCCUGAGGAAAGUGGGGCUGCUGCUGCUGUUCCAUAUCCCCAGAUCCAAGCAGUACCAAGGCUGAAGAUGCGUUUCCCAUAAGCACACACACACAGGACACGCAUACACAGGUUUUUUAGUGGAGCCUGUGGAAUUGUUCUUCCUUCACUGCUACUCUGUGAGAUCAGCUAUGGAACAUGCUCAAGAGCAAGAAGCAAGUCUUGAGCAAACUCAGAUGUAUUGUGUACAGAGACCAAUAUACAACCAGGAGCUUCUGCAAGGACAGCUGCACAGGCGACAGAGAACCCCUCAGACUUUAGGGCAGAAGAUUGCACAUUCUUGUCGUUGUUCUUCUAAGAGAGCCAAGGCCCAUCUUUAUAAUUUCUUACCAAUUUUAAAAUGGCUUCCUCGUUACCCGGUAAAGGAAUAUUUAUUGGGUGACAUUAUCUCAGGUAUAAGCACUGGGAUCAUGCAGCUUCCUCAAGGUUUAGCCUAUGCUUUGCUGGCAGCUGUUCCCCCAGUAUUUGGCCUAUAUUCUUCAUUUUAUCCUGUUAUUCUAUAUACUUUUUUCGGAACCUCCAAGCACAUAUCAAUAGGCACCUUUGCUGUGGUUAGUAUGAUGGUUGGUGGUGUUGCUGUAAGAGAAGUGCCUGAUGAAAUUUUUUCUCUGGACUCUAAUUCUACUAAUAUUACAGAUGUCCUUGAAUAUUACAGUGCUAGGGAUACCAAGAGGGUUCAGGUAGCUGUGGCUCUCGCCUUUCUUUCAGGACUUAUCCAGUUGUGUUUAGGUUUCCUUCGAUUUGGAUUUGUGGCCAUCUAUCUAACAGAGCCCCUGGUGCACGGGUUUACCACUGCAGCUGCAGUUCAUGUCUCUGUUUCCCAAUUCAAGUACCUUCUUGGCAUCAAGACUAGCCGGUACAGUGGACCCCUUUCAGUUGUAUAUAGCAUAGCUGCCGUGCUUUCAAAAAUAACAACAACCAACAUUGCUGCAAUGAUUGUUGGAUUAACGUGCAUUGUUUUGUUGCUGAUUGGCAAGGAAAUCAAUUUCCGGUUUAAAGAGAAGCUCCCAGUUCCUAUUCCUAUGGAGAUCAUUGUGGUCAUUAUUGGCACAGGAGUUUCAGCUGGAAUGAAGCUGAAUGAGGCAUACAAAGUGGAUGUUGUUGGGAAUAUUCCUCAAGGGUUACGUGCACCAGCAAUUCCUGAUAUCCAGCUAAUCCCAGCAAUUUUUGGAGAUGCAGUAGCAAUAGCAGUAGUUGGAUUUUCAAUGACUGUAUCAAUGGCCAAGACCUUUGCCCUUAAACAUGAUUACACCAUCGAUGGGAAUCAGGAACUUAUUGCCUUGGGAAUAUGCAACUCUGUGGGGUCAUUUUUCCAAACCUUUUCAGUCACGUGCUCAAUGUCUCGGAGUCUUGUCCAGGAAAGCACCGGUGGAAAAACUCAAAUUGCAGGUACACUCUCUGCAAUUAUGGUUCUGUUGGUAAUUUUGGCUAUUGGAUACCUUUUUGAACCACUUCCACAGACAGUGCUAGCUGCAAUUAUCAUGGUGAACCUGAAGACAAUGUUUAGACAGUUUGGAGAUAUCAUGUACUUCUGGAAAACCAGUAGGAUUGAGCUGGCCAUCUGGGUGGUAGCUUUUGUGGCUUCUCUUUUCCUGGGACUAGACUAUGGUUUGCUUACUGCAGUAGCGUUUGCAAUACUAACUGUUAUUUACAGAACACAAAGGCCUGAAUACAAAAUCCUUGGUCAGGUUCCUAAUACUGACAUCUACUGUGAUGUGGAAGAGUACGAAGAGGUUAAAGAAUAUCCUGGAAUCAAAAUAUUUCAAGCUAAUACAUCUCUUUAUUUUGCUAAUACUGAGUCAUAUACAACUGCACUGAAGAAAAAGACUGGAGUGCACCCUGGUGCCUUAUUAGCAGCAAGGAGAAAAGCCCAGAAGCGCCAUGCCAGGGAGAUAAAGGCAGCAAAUGAACAAAGAAAGAAAGCUGUGCUGAAGCUCACGAGCUCUUCGACUAAUGAUGUAGAAGCAAGAGUAAAACAUGAGAUAGCAAGUGAUGACUUACCUGUGAAUGGAAAAUUUGAAGAUUCUAAUGUACAAGACACAGAUGUUCAUGAUGAGCAUGAACAUUUUGUGGAGCCCAAAACGAAUAUUCAUUCUCUAAUUCUGGAUUUCACCCCAGUGAACUUUGUGGAUUCAGUUGGAGCAAAAACAUUAAAAGCAAUUAUAAAAGAAUACAAAGGAGUUGGUGUCUAUGUCUGCGUUUCCAGCUGUAGUGGCCCUGUUAUGGAUGAGCUGACAAGACUGAAUUUUUUUGAUGAAAGUGUAACAAGAGAGUUGGUGUUUCACAGUAUUCACGACGCUGUCCUUGCUUGCCAAAUGAAACAUGGGUCUGCUGCAAAGGCUGACUCCAACCUUUGAAGAGUGGCAUUGAGCGGAAUGGGAGCCAGAUUUAUGCUGGUGGAGACUCUUUCUGAAUAUUUAAUUUGCACAGUUUGAAGAGAGCCUGAGGCUGUUUGUAUCUGUGGGUAUGGGGUGGUGCU